ACGUGUCCCUCCGGAAGCGGGAGGCAGACGGCAGCGACAUGGCGCCCCCGGCUCCAGGCCCGGCCUCUGGCGGCUCUGGGGAUGUGGACGAGCUGUUCGACGUGAAGAACGCUUUCUACAUCGGCAGCUACCAGCAGUGCAUCAAUGAGGCGCAACGGGUGAAGCCGUCCAGCCCGGAGAGAGACGUGGAGCGGGAUGUGUUCCUGUACCGCGCCUACCUGGCCCAGAGGAAGUUCGGUGUCGUCCUGGACGAUAUCAAGCCCUCAUCCGCCCCAGAGCUGCAGGCCGUGCGCAUGUUUGCCCAGUACCUGGCCAAUGAGAGCCAGAGGGAUGCCAUCGUGGCCGAGCUGGACCGGGAAAUGAGUAAAAGCGUGGACGUGAGCAAUAGCACCUUCCUGCUCAUGGCCGCCUCCAUCUACUUCCAUGAGAACAACCCAGAUGCAGCCCUGCGCGCCCUGCAUCAGGGGGACAGCCUGGAGGGCAUGGCCAUGACGGUGCAGAUCCUACUGAAGCUGGAUCGCCUGGACUUGGCCCGGAAGGAGCUGAAGAAGAUGCAGGACCAGGACGAGGACGCAACACUCACGCAGUUGGCCACCGCCUGGGUGAACCUGGCCGUGGGUGGUGACAAACUGCAGGACGCCUACUACAUCUUCCAGGAGCUGGCCGAUAAGUGCUCGGCCACACUGCUGCUGCUCACGGGCCAGGCCGCCUGCCACAUGGCACAGGGCCGCUGGGAGGCUGCUGAGGGUGCGCUGCAGGAGGCGCUGGACAAGGACAGCGGCCACCCUGAGACACUUGUCAACCUCAUCGUCCUAUCGCAGCACCUGGGCAAGCCCCCUGAGGUGACGAGCCGGUACCUGUCCCAGCUGAAGGACGCACACAGGACUCACCCAUUCAUCCAGGAGUACCAUGCCAAGGAGAGCGACUUUGACCGGAUGGCACUGCAGUACACGCCCAGCGCCUGACCCGCACCUGAGCCGCCUUCCUGCCAGGUCCCCCAAUAAACAUCUCUGCCACCA
Messenger RNA from Sorex araneus (European shrew), 1019 nucleotides. It is a transcript of the gene COPE, whose product is annotated as COPI coat complex subunit epsilon. Gene Ontology annotation, cellular component: COPI vesicle coat. Bases 39 to 965 code for a protein of 308 amino acids. The record is from RefSeq and is a predicted model, not a curated record. Gene Ontology annotation, biological process: retrograde vesicle-mediated transport, Golgi to endoplasmic reticulum; intra-Golgi vesicle-mediated transport; endoplasmic reticulum to Golgi vesicle-mediated transport. NCBI's taxonomy places the organism in Eukaryota, Metazoa, Chordata, Mammalia, Eulipotyphla, Soricidae. The transcript has 10 exons. Gene Ontology annotation, molecular function: structural molecule activity; protein binding.